AAGUCAAGCACGCUCCUGUUGGUUGCGCAAACAGAUGACUCAACUAGGAAGAUAUCACAUUUAAUGCAAACUGUCGGUAAUAUCGCAAUGAAGACAGUUCUGGACCUUCAGCAACACCGCGCGCUCGCGUCCGUCUCCUUCCCCGCAACCCCGCCAUAAGCUCCCAGGAAAUCGUCUUCCAUCGUUCAAGAUUAUCCGCAAGUAGCUCCCAGUACAUGACAUGAACGUCGCGCUACCUUUAUGCAUAGCCGCCAUUGGACGAUAGCAUAGGAACGGCCCUGCUACAGCCUCGAUGGCUUGCCGUACCCCGGAAAGCCGGUCCUGGACGGCCUGGUAUAUAGCUUUCAGACGCUCCGUCAUGGAGCAAUUGAUCUUUUUCUCAGAUUGUUGAUGCGAUUUCUAUAUGGCGCCUAACCCCAAACGAGUGAAAAUGUCUCCUUCUACUGACCGCAAGCGCGCUGUGCGCAUCGCAGGAUGCUCUGGAGGAUUUACGGAUCGUUCGACUGCUAUCAUGAGGAUGGCGGGUGAUCCAGAGGUUGAUGUUGUGAUGGGCGAUUGGCUAUCUGAGAUGACCAUGACCGUACAUGGUAGUGGGAAAGUAAAGCAGAAACCUGCGAGGAACGCCAAUGGCACGACGAGCCUCGAAGACCGGAAGAAGAAUGCCAUGUACGCCGACACAUUCCUCCAGUGCCUCGAACCAGCGAUACCAAACUUAGUCAAGAACAAGACGAAGCUUGCCGUGAAUGCUGGCGCUUCAGACACCGAACUUCUCGCUGAAGUUGUAGUUGAUAUGUUGGAGAAAGCAGGUGCUGGUCACCUCAAGGUGGCAUGGAUAGAAGGUGACGACGUGACUGGGCAAGUCAACAGUCUGAUCAAGAAGGGCGAGAAGUUCGAAAGCUUGAUGCAUGGCAAGAAGCUGGAGGAAUGGGGAAUGGAGCCAAUCUGCGCACAGGCGUAUUUGGGUGGACUCUGCAUAGCAGAAGCUUUCCGACAGGGCGCUGAUAUCGUGCUUGGUGGAAGGCUCGCCGAUGCCGCACCGGUCAUUGGUGCUGCCGCCUGGUGGCACGACUGGAAGAACGAUCAAUUUGACGAACUUGCCGGAGCGCUCAUCGCGGGCCAUCUUGUAGAGUGUUCAGCCUACGUUACGGGAGGAUAUUACUCUAUGUUCAAAGAUCUCAUGAAGACUGGCAAGCACAUCAACAUGGGCUUUCCUAUCGCAGAAGUCGAAUAUGAUGGCACCUUCAACAUUGCGAAGGAGAAAGAUACCGGAGGUUGCGUGACUGUCGGAACAUGCACUUCACAGCUGCUAUACGAGAUCCAGGGACCGCUAUACUACAACUGCGAUGUCACGGCCGACAUCACGGACGUCAAAAUGGAGCAGUUAGGUGAGGAUCUCGUGCGUGUCACAGGAGUCAAAGGGCUUCCCCCGCCACCGACGACCAAGGUAGGUAUUACUGCUCCAGCCGGCUGGCAAUGCGAAUGGCAUAUGUUUGUAUGUGGUCUCGAUAUCGAGGAGAAGUGCAAGAUCACUGAAGAUCAGAUCCGCUAUGCCAUGGGUGAUAACGUAAACCGCUUCAAGACACUCAGAUUCCACCAAAACGGCUCUUCACCAAUCGACGCCCACAAUCAAGACGUAGCAACCGUCGACUUCCGCAUCUUCGCUCAGACCUCCGAUCCUGAACUAGUACGCCCAGACAUCCCCAACGGCUUCAACCGCUGGUGUCUCGAAGUGUUCCUGCAGUCCGCCCCCGGUCUCUCCCUAUCGAAUGACCUACGACAAAUCGCACCAAAGCCAUACUACGACUACUGGGUCUCGCUCCUCCCCCAAGACCAACUCCCCCUACGCGUCCACACCAUGUACGGCGACAAAACUUCCACCAACCUCAGUCCACCCGCCAUCACAAAAGAGUACCCCCGCCAACAAGCCUCCUACGAAACGUCCUCCCCAGUCGACCUGUCUUCCUUCGGCGAAACCGUUCGCGCACCACUAGGCUACAUUGUAGCCGGCCGCUCUGGAGACAAAGCCUCAGACUGCAACGCUGGCUUCUUCGUGCGCCACGAUGAUGAGUGGGAUUGGCUCCGCUCGUUCAUGACGAUUGAGCGCGUUAAGCAACUUCUGGGUAAGGACGAGUACCAGGGGAAGCCGAUUGACAGGUUUGAAAUUGCGGGGAUUCGAUCGGUGCACUUUUUGUUGCAUGAUCAUCUCAGGGAUGGUGGGUAUAAUACGUGUUCUUCGUAUGAUACUUUGGGGAAGAAUGCUAUGGAGUAUAUGCGCGCGAAGACUGUGGAUCUACCGAAGAAGUUCUUGGACAGAGGUCGUAUUUAGAUGUCGUUGAUCCGAAUGCGAUUGUAUUGUUGUCAUGAAGAUGCAACUCAUGUCGCUGGUAUCUGCGCGCACUGGAAGUGUAAUCAUCUGUUCCUACGGUACCACAGUAACCGUCACUUCUUCCGCCAUCGAGCGUUGCAGUCGACUCAGUGUCACCACCUUUCUACAAAAGCAUCGUUCCAGCAUGACGUAUUACAGGUGAGAGAGACGUCCAUUGCGCUCUUACCUUCCAUAAUAAGCGAGGUCCAAGCUCAGGCGCUACAGAGUCGCUGAGACUUACCCAGAGUCUGAGGAUUGCGACCUCUCUUAUUUGAUGAGGAGUACCUUUUGUGUAUGUGGUGGUUAUGUAUUUCGGGAGUCAUGAGUGGCUCGUCUUGCUCUGUGUCAUCGCAGUACCAUAGAUAGGAUAGAAGGGAACCAGAAUAUCGAAUCGCACGCACCGCAGUGAGUCAACGGUCGAG
Messenger RNA from Alternaria rosae, 2787 nucleotides. RefSeq lists its product as uncharacterized. Lineage: Eukaryota; Fungi; Ascomycota; Dothideomycetes; Pleosporales; Pleosporaceae. The transcript is spliced from 6 exons. Bases 404 to 2326 code for a protein of 640 amino acids. The record is from RefSeq and is a predicted model, not a curated record.